UUAGUGUUUGAGAAACACUGAGCUGCGCGUUGGCGCCACCCAGUGGUGAACACGCGGUACAAUAAUCACAUGUUGCUCGACUGUCCUCUGACCGCAAGCUACUGUAGUAUGAAGUGAAAAAGCGUUUCAUUUCGAAGCGUGUGGUCACGUUAAAGAGAGCCGGGGCUUGAACUGAACACUAACUUGCGAUGUUUGCACACAGAUAGCUGGCGGUCACCGCUUUUACACCCGUUACCCGACUGUUGCCUGCGGUGGAGGAGAGCUGCAUGAGCGGCCAGUCAAGAUGGACACCGCCGAGGAAGCAGACAUCUGUCGGGUGUGUCGUUCGGAGGGGACCCAGGACAAGCCGCUGUACCACCCCUGUGUCUGCACCGGCAGCAUCAAGUUCAUCCACCAGGAAUGCUUACUGCAGUGGUUGAAGCACAGCAGAAAAGAAUACUGUGAAUUAUGCAAACACAGGUUUGCAUUUACACCGAUCUACUCUCCAGACAUGCCGUCCCGCCUGCCUGUCCAGGACAUCUUUGCAGGGCUGGUCACCAGUAUCGGAACAGCCAUUAGAUACUGGUUCCACUACACACUGGUGGCCUUUGCCUGGCUAGGCGUGGUGCCUCUCACCGCAUGUCGUAUCUACAAGUGUUUAUUUACCGGCUCUGUGAGCUCUCUCCUAACCCUGCCACUGGACAUGCUUUCAACACAAAACCUGCUAGCAGACUGCCUCCAGGGAUGUUUUGUGGUCACAUGCACACUGUGCGCCUUCAUCAGCCUCGUGUGGCUCAGAGAGCAGAUUGUCCACGGCGGCGCCCCUCAGUGGUUAGAGCGGAAUCAACCCCCUCUAGUUCCAAACCAGCCUAACGGUCCGGCACCAGCUAAUGAGGUUCCAGGUGGCAACAACGGCCAGGCUGCCGGAGACGGCGCAGAGGCCCAGCACCCUGCAGACCCGGCUCCAGAGGGACUGGAACCUGCCAACCCACAUGAGGCCGGCAACCACGGAGAUGAGGCUGAACUCGAUGAUGAGGAAGAAGACGACAACGGGGAGGAAGACGAAGAGGAGGAGGACGACGAUGAGGAAGGCAGGGAAGAGGAUGCUGCUGAGGCCAAUAAUGGGGGACAAGAAGAUUUGAACUGGAACGCCCUGGAGUGGGACCGUGCAGCAGAGGAGCUGACCUGGGAAAGGAUGCUCGGGUUGGAUGGCUCCCUAGUUUUCUUGGAGCAUGUGUUCUGGGUGGUGUCCCUCAACACACUCUUCAUCCUGGUCUUUGCAUUUUGCCCGUAUCACAUUGGCCAUUUCUCAGUGGUUGGACUUGGUUUUGAAGACUAUAUCAAAGCUUCACACUUUGACGGCCUCAUCACGACCAUACUGGGGUACAUCCUCCUGGCUGGAGCUCUUAUAGUCUGCCAUGGACUGGCUUCAUUAGUGAAGUUCCAGCGGUCCAGACGCCUCCUGGGUGUCUGCUACAUUGUUGUCAAGGUGUCCCUGCUGGUUGUCAUGGAGAUAGGCUUGUUCCCACUGAUUUGUGGAUGGUGGCUGGACAUCUGCUCGCUGGAGAUGUUUGAUGCAACUCUGAAGGACAGGGAGCAGAGUUUUGACUCGGCCCCCGGUACCACCAUGUUCCUCCACUGGCUGGUCGGCAUGGUCUACGUCUUCUACUUUGCCUCCUUCAUUCUUCUGUUAAGAGAGGUUCUUCGGCCAGGUGUGCUGUGGUUCCUGAGAAACCUGAACGAUCCAGACUUCAACCCAGUCCAAGAGAUGAUCCACCUGCCCAUCUACAGACACCUGCGGAGGUUUAUACUCUCUGUGGUAGUUUUUGGCUCCAUAGUUCUGCUGAUGCUUUGGCUUCCUAUCAGAAUCAUCAAGCUGCUCUUCCCGACCUUCCUUCCCUACAACGUCAUGCUUUACAGCGAUGCCCCGGUCAGCGAGCUGUCAUUGGAGCUGCUGUUGCUUCAGGUUGUUCUGCCGGCGCUGCUGGAGCAGGGUCACACUCGCCAGUGGCUCAAACGGCUCGUCCACGCCUGGACGUUCACCGCUGGAUACAUGUUUGACCUACACUCCUACCUGCUGGGGGACCACGAAGAUGAUGACAACCAACCAAACAACAACCCACCCGGUCGCCAUAACAACAACCGAAUCCCUGGCCUUGGGGAAGGGCUUCACGCUGCCCAUCAGGCCAUUCUGCAGCAGGGUGGUCCCAUGGGUUUCCAGUCGUACCACCGGCCCAUCAACUUCCCUCUCAAGAUUAUUCUGCUGGUGAUCUUCAUGUGUGGGACGCUGUUAACAGCCAGUCUGAUCUGCCUUACACUGCCAGUGUGUGCGGGCCGCUGGCUCAUGUCCUUCUGGAUGGGCAGUGCCAUGGUUCAUGAGCUGUACACAGCGGCGAGUGGUCUGUACGUCUGCUGGCUGUCCAUUCGAGCGGCCACUGUGCUGCUGUCCUGGAUGCCACAGGGACGAUCUGUCAUCAUGCUCAAAGUCCAAGAGUGGACGCUCACGAUCAUAAAGACCAUUGUGGUGGCUGUGAUGUUAGCCGGGGUGAUUCCUCUGCUGUUGGGUCUGUUGUUUGAGCUGGUCAUCGUUGCUCCUCUCAGAGUCCCACUGGACCAGACGCCUCUCUUCUACCCCUGGCAGGACUGGGCCCUGGGCGUGCUCCAUGCUAAAAUCAUUGCGGCCAUCACACUGAUGGGUCCUCAGUGGUGGCUCAAAACCGUCAUCGAGCAGGUGUACGCUAACGGUAUCCGAAACAUCGACCUCCAUUUCAUCGUGCAAGGGCUGGCUGCCCCGGUCAUCUGCAUCCUGCUACUGUCCCUCUGUGUGCCCUACACCAUCUCUAAAGGCAUCACACCACUGUUGGGUGUCCAGCCGGAGAUGCAGACGCUGGUGGAGAGGAGGAUCUAUCCGUUCCUGCUGAUGGUGGUCAUGCUGUUGGCCAUCCUGUCCUUCCAGAUACGACAGUUCAAGCGCCUCUACGAACACAUCAAGAACGACAAGUACCUGGUCGGACAGCGGUUAGUGAACUAUGAACGUAAGACGGGCAGGAGCAUGUCCACCUCCUCAUACAGCGCUUCCUCAUAGACCCGACGCUGCCGUGGGAUCAGUGGAGGCUGACUCACUCUGCUCGGCACUGAGAGCGAUCCUCAGCUCCUGUAGUGAAACCUUUUUGUUUCCUCUGUGCUCAGCUGUUAAAUGCCAAACUUCAAACACAGCCUCUAAACUUUUGACUGCAGUCCAGUCCUCUUAUUCACCAACAUCUGCUCCCGUCACAGGUUGGGAGACAAAGACGUUGAAGAGCGAAGACAAAAAAAAAAGCCUCAAAAGUCUAAACAGGAAAUUUUAAGUUUUUUUAUUUUUAUUUUUAUUUUUAAGUUGUUGACUGUCCAUCCUGCAGCUGACAUUUUAAGUUAUUUAAAAAGGUUUGGGUUCAAGUGUGGUCAGUUGAGCAUAGCUUUUACCUCCGAUCCUUUGAGUGCUUGUUGUGAAAUGUUGUUAGGUCACACGGAGUGUCUCUUAAUGAGACGUUUUUGACAUUUCAGAGCUGUGGAGGAGAUUUUAUAACGGGAACGCCUCUGUGGUUUUGUUCUAAGUGUUGAUUCAUCUCAAAUGACACCAUCAACUUGAGGUUGUCAGCGAUAAAGAGGGACAUACAUGAUGUA
Larimichthys crocea (large yellow croaker) is the source of this 3642-nucleotide messenger RNA. Its product is annotated as E3 ubiquitin-protein ligase MARCH6-like. Lineage: Eukaryota; Metazoa; Chordata; Actinopteri; Sciaenidae. Gene Ontology annotation, molecular function: zinc ion binding. Gene Ontology annotation, cellular component: endoplasmic reticulum membrane. The record is from RefSeq and is a predicted model, not a curated record. The transcript has 26 exons. Bases 284 to 3064 code for a protein of 926 amino acids. Gene Ontology annotation, biological process: ERAD pathway.